This is a messenger RNA of Juglans regia (Persian walnut), 2347 nucleotides long. RefSeq names its product cyclic nucleotide-gated ion channel 4-like. The transcript has 7 exons. The coding region runs from base 16 to 2157 and encodes 713 amino acids. The record is from RefSeq and is a predicted model, not a curated record. Lineage: Eukaryota; Viridiplantae; Streptophyta; Magnoliopsida; Fagales; Juglandaceae.
UUGGCCACUUGAUUAAUGCCAGCCCCAUCCUGUAAAUUAAUAUCCGUGCGCCAUUUUUCCCUAGUCAAAAAAAUCUCCGAGCUCUCUCUCUCUCUUCCCAUGGCUAGCCAUGAGCAAGAAAUCUCACGUGCUUAUUCACGCACGCACUCCAUGACCGAUGACGACCACAGCGAUAGUGAAGAAGAAGAGCAACUGGAUGAAGAAGAAGAAGAAGAAGAGGAGGAGGAGGAUGAAAACGAAAGCAGCUCGCAUGGUGACUGUAAAAACUUGUACUUCAUGUUCGGGUCUCGCCGGAGGGGAGGCUGGUCACUAGGGCAGGUCUUGGACCCGAGAGCCAGGUGGGUUCAAGAAUGGAACAGGGUAUUCCUUCUAGUUUGCGCCACGGGGCUUUUCGUAGACCCUCUCUUCUUCUACGCGCUGUCCAUAAGCGACACCUGCAUGUGCCUCUUCGUAGACGGGUGGUUCGCCAUCACCGUCACGGUGCUCCGGUGCAUGACCGACGUCUUGCAUGUCUGGAACAUGUGGUUACAGCUCAAAAUGGCAAACCGGUCCUCUGCCGUGGCGGGAACGACGACUGGGCUCAGGGACACCAGUGCUGGCACCGUGGCUCUCCAGUACUUGAAGGCCAAGAAGGGCUUUUUCUUUGAUCUCUUUGUGAUUCUUCCUCUUCCACAGGUGGUAUUAUGGGUAGCCAUUCCGUCGCUACUGGAAAGAGGGCAAGUAACCAUCGUGAUGACAGUGUACUUGAUCAUAUUUCUUUUCCAGUAUCUACCGAAGAUCUACCAUUCUGUCUACCUCUUACGUCGCAUGCAAAACUUCUCUGGCUACAUUUUUGGAACAGUUUGGUGGGGAAUAGCCCUCAACUUGAUUGCAUAUUUUGUAGCCUCGCAUGCGGCGGGAGCAUGUUGGUACCUGCUGGGAAUCCAAAGAGCUACAAAAUGCCUGAAAGAGCAAUGCAGAGCAACAAAUGGUUGUGGGUUAAGUAUGCUAUCUUGCAAAGAACCUAUAUACUAUGGAACAACAAGCAUGGUGAGAGAAAGAGUUAGAUUGGCUUGGGCAGAGAACAAACAGGCUAGGUCUACUUGCUUAGAAAGCGCCGAUAAUUACGAGUAUGGAGCUUAUAAAUGGACUGUUCAAAUUGUUACCAACGAUAGCCGCUUGGAAAAGAUUCUUUUUCCCAUCUUUUGGGGCCUAAUGACUCUAAGCACCUUUGGGAGCUUGGAGAGCACUACGGAAUGGUUAGAGGUUGCUUUCAAUAUCAUCGUUCUUACCAGUGGACUCCUUUUGGUCACCAUGUUGAUUGGAAAUAUCAAGGUGUUCUUGCACGCAACAACGUCGAAGAAACAAGCAAUGCAAUUGAAAAUGAGGAAUAUAGAGUGGUGGAUGAAGAAGAGGCGGUUGCCUCAGGGGUUCAGGCAGCGUGUUCGUAACUAUGAGAGGCAACGAUGGGCGGCUAUGCGUGGUGUUGAUGAAUGCGAGAUGAUAAGCAAUCUCCCCGUUGGCCUUAGGAGGGACAUCAAGUAUCAUCUCUGCUUGGACUUGGUUAGACAGGUGCCAUUGUUCCAGCACAUGGAUGAUCUGGUCCUAGAGAACAUAUGCGACCGCGUGAAGUCCCUCAUAUUCACCAAGGGAGAAACUAUUACCAGAGAGGGUGACCCAGUUCAAAGAAUGCUAUUUAUAGUAAGGGGUCACCUUCAAAGCAGCCAAGUUCUUCGAGAUGGCGUCAAGAGUUGCUGCAUGUUAGGCCCUGGAAACUUCAGUGGGGAUGAGCUUCUUUCCUGGUGCCUCAGACGACCCUUUAUCGAAAGGCUUCCACCGUCUUCAUCAACACUAGUCACCAUCGAAACAACAGAAGCAUUUGGGCUGGAAGCGGAUGAUGUGAAAUAUGUCACGCAGCACUUUCGUUACACAUUUGUGAACGAGAAGGUUAAGAGGAGCGCCAGAUAUUACUCGCCCGGAUGGAGGACAUGGGCGGCCGUGGCAAUUCAAUUGUCCUGGAGGAGGUAUAAGCACCGGUUAACGCUAAACUCUCUGUCAUUUAUUAGGCCAAGGAGGCCUGUCUCUCGGUGUUCUUCCAUGGGAGAGGACAGGCUCCGGCUUUACACGGCUUUAUUAACUUCGCCAAAGCCAGAUCAAGAUGAUUUUUUCGACUAUUAAAAUCAUUCAAAAGCUGAAUGUAUGGUUUAAUUUGUGAAGUUACUCCGGCUUCGAUCUGUAGUACUUUAUUCUCCCUUUAAUGCUAGGAAUGGUCUUCGAAGAACAUUAAAGGAAUUGACCUGGCCAGCUUCUUGGUUCCCUAAUGAUCAGAUACUUAUUAGAUUAUAAUAAUGGGAUCGUGGCACUGAAA